Myxocyprinus asiaticus (Chinese sucker) is the source of this 2109-nucleotide messenger RNA. RefSeq names its product 5-hydroxytryptamine receptor 1B-like. Bases 432 to 1592 code for a protein of 386 amino acids. Gene Ontology annotation, biological process: adenylate cyclase-activating adrenergic receptor signaling pathway; chemical synaptic transmission; vasoconstriction. The transcript has a single exon. Gene Ontology annotation, cellular component: plasma membrane. NCBI's taxonomy places the organism in Eukaryota, Metazoa, Chordata, Actinopteri, Cypriniformes, Catostomidae. Gene Ontology annotation, molecular function: G protein-coupled serotonin receptor activity. The record is from RefSeq and is a predicted model, not a curated record.
CCCGCCUAUCAGUGAAACCGAUGAAAAAUGGCCGUUGCUAUAGCGGGCAAAGUAUCUACCUUUUAGAGAUGACUCGUUUGUGAAAGUGAAGCCAGAGGAACACUGAGGAGGGUUGGAAGAUAUAUGUUUUUGCACAACUUCUGGGAUGCUUUAUUGUCCUUUUUUUGCGCCCAUUACGUCUGUCUUGCUUUGCAACUGUUACGUCUGAAGCUGACUGAUUUUUUGAGAUUGAAGUUUUAGAAUCAGAAUGAAACAGAAAGAUAUCUUCGCACGUCGCAAAGCGAAAACAUUACAGAGCAUUUGUUUGGAACUGAUUUUGGAACUGACAGAAAUCAUGAAGUGAAGAAAAUAUUUUCUAAAAAGGGCUCACUAUGCAGAAAUUUACGACGCGGACGUAAGGAAAAUUAAAGACAUAAGUUGCGUAUGUGUCCAUGUCUUCUGGAAUGGAGCACAGCGGUCACUUCAAACCAACACCUGUAAAUUUCGACCAGGUAUUGAACAGCUCGACCGGCCCCAAUGUGACUUUAACGCCAAAAACUGACGAAAAAGAAGAAAGUUUUGCUUUCCAAGUCACCGUAGCAUCCGUUCUCGGUCUCCUUACUCUUGCCACAAUACUAAGCAAUGCAUUUGUCAUCGCGACCAUCUCCCAGUCCAGGAAGCUCCAGACGCCGGCGAACUUCUUGAUCGCAUCCCUGGCCGUCACGGACCUUUUGGUGUCGGUGCUCGUGAUGCCCAUUUGCGCGCUUUACACGGUCACCCACGAGUGGACGCUCGGACAGGUUAUUUGCGACAUCUGGCUGUCCUCAGAUAUAACCUGUUGCACCGCGUCCAUUCUCCACCUGUGCGUAAUCGCCUUGGAUCGAUACUGGGCUAUCACGGACGCGGUCGAGUACGCCAAGAAACGGACACAAGCGCGAGCGGCGGGGAUGGUGGCGACCGCUUGGAUCAUUGCCAUCUCCAUCUCUCUGCCUCCUUUCUUCUGGCGCCAGGUGAAGGCGGGGGAGCUGACCACCUGCACGGUAAACACGGACCACAUCUUUUACACCAUCUACUCCACGUUCGGGGCUUUCUACAUCCCCACGUUGCUGCUCAUCGCCUUGUACGGAAGGAUUUACGUGGAGGCGAGAAAGCGCAUCUUGAAACAGUCGCCCAAAAAAGCGGGGAAAAGACUCACUUCAGCGCAUCUCAUCACUAAUUCACCCGCAUCUGUUGCUUCGACGUCUCCUUUGCACUGUGGACGCCAAGAGCUUUGCAGUGACACCGGCUCUCUGAACAGUGACAAUCAAAUUCGAGUAACAGUGUCCGAUUCACUUCUGGAGAAAAAGCGAAUAUCGGCUGCGCGCGAGAGGAAAGCCACCAAAACACUGGGCAUUAUUUUAGGAGCUUACAUUGUGUGUUGGUUGCCGUUUUUCAUUUACACACUGCUGGUGUCCCUCUGCCCAUCCUGUGUGUUUUCUCCAGAACUGUUUGACGUUUUUACAUGGCUUGGCUACCUCAACUCACUCAUCAACCCAAUAAUAUACACCAUGUCGAAUGAUGACUUUAAAAAAGCUUUCCACAAACUCAUAAGCUUUAGAUGUUGCAGACGUUGAGAUUAGGGCUAUAGUGAAAUAAGAUCUGCUUUUGGUGCCUCAGUAGAGGAUAUAGGCUAUUCCUUCAACACUGAACAGAAUAUUUGGAUUUCAUACUACUAAUAGUGCUUUGACAGCUUGUGGUGGCUAAUAAUGGAAAACUGUAUUAAAAAAAGUCUGCAUAUAUCAAUCAAAUGUGCAAUUAAAAUGCUCAUACAUGCUCACUGCUUAGCUACAGCUAUCCACUGAUCCAAAACGUAAUAAAUAAAUUGGGUAAUCCAAUUGCUUGUGCUUAAAUCCAGUACAUCUUCCUUUGUGUCUAAUGAUUGAACAAUGCAGUUUGUCACUUACAACAGUGCAUGCUUCGUUUCCUUAAAUCAGGCCUAUUAACUAGAAAUUCUUGAAUCUAUUUUUGGUAGCUAUAAUAAAGCUACAGUAUGACAUUGCUCUCCUUGUCUGUGGUGCUGAAAAUGUAGGUGGUUUGGUGAGGAGCCUUUUUCACACCUUAAAUUCAGAGAGAUAAGCAGUGGAAAUUUAG